Messenger RNA from Paramecium sonneborni, 2754 nucleotides. The record is from the annotation of a GenBank genome assembly. Lineage: Eukaryota; Ciliophora; Oligohymenophorea; Peniculida; Parameciidae.
AUGAAUUAUAGCAGAUCAUAUUAAGCAAUGAGACAAUCUGGAUAAUCUGGUGCCAUUUAAACUACAUAUAAUGAAACACAAUAAAUUCGUUAUAAAGAGGAUAGCUUUUAAGUUUCUACUCAAUAAGCUAAUUGGGCUUCAACUUAGUUACUUGGAAAAGUUGAUGAAAAGGAUUUCAUGGUUGUAUAACGUUCUAAGACUUACGAAAAAUCAGAAGCUGAAAGAUAACAUCAUUAUGAAGAAUUAAUUUAAGAUAAUUUAAGAAUGAGGUAUUACAGAUAAAAAUGUAUAUAGAGAAGUUAUUGAGUAAUUAAAAAGAGAAGUAGCCACAUAUAAAUCAAGUUCAAGUACAGAUGUGACAAUUCUCAAAAAAGAAUUGUAAAUUACACAAUAAGAAUUAGAAGCCUGUUAAAAAGAACUAAUGAUGUUAAGAAGUGAAACAGAAUUAAAAAGUAGAACAGAAAUUGAUAAAUUAAUGCUUGAAUUAGAUUAAUGGAAACGUAAAUAUGCAGAACUUGAAUAAAAAGAUAAAGAUAAUGCGGAAUAAUUAAAACAGCUAGCGUAUUAUUAAAAUAAAUUAAAAUUAUCUGAAUUAGAAGCAAAAAAGAAAUUUGAAAAAUAUCAAACAGUUGAUUUAAUAUAAUAACAAUUAAAUGAUUAAGAAGCUCUCAUUGAGGAAUUAAGAUUAGAAAUAUAAAGAUGGAGAGAUAAAUAUGAUGCUUCUAUCUUAGAAAGUCAAGAAAUCAGAAUUAAAUUAUCAAAAAACGAUUAGGUCAAUUCAUUAGAGGCUGAUAUGGAAGCAUUAAUUCAUGAAUUGGGUUAAUGGAAGGAUCGAUGCAAAGUUUUAGAGGCUCGCCAUUAAACAUCUGAUGAAGCUAAGUUAUUAGCAAGAAUAGAAUAAUUGAAUCGUUUAUUAGGUGAAAAAGAAUAGGAAAUGUAAAGAACUCGUCUUACUAUCAGUUAAUAAAUGACUUAGUAAAUGAGUUAAUAAUAAUCAUCUAAAUUAACUUAAUAAUAAUAAUAAAUAGCUGAUUAUGAAAACUAAUUAGAUUAACUUAGAAGAUAAUUAGAAGCUGCACAAUCUAAAAUUGAUUAAUAAAAUUAGGAAAUGGAAGGAUUCCGAUUAUCUGCUAAUGUCUAUAAUUCAGAAAGAUUUGAAGAAGUUGAAUAAGAAAAGUGGAAAUUAGAAAUUUAAAUCGAAUAAUUAGAAAAAGAUUGUGAUACAUUUAUGUUAAGAAUCAAAGAACUUGAAGAUACUUAUUCUGAAUUAUAAAUCAAAUACAAUGAAUAAAAUGCAAACUAUCUUAGAUAUAAAGAUAUUGUUGAAUCCAAUUCAUCUAAAUAUAAGAGUGUUGAAAAUCUAUCAAAAGAAUUAUAGAAUAUUUAACAAGAACUUGAAGUUUGGAAGAAUCGCUACUUUUAAACAGAAAUCAGGUUGAAAGAAUAUGAUUAAUUAAGAAUAGAAUAUGAUGCAUUGCUCAAAUAGGGAAAUAAAUCUGUCACAAAUGUAACAACAAUAAACAUAGAAAAUGAUAUCUAGUACAUUUAAUUGAAAAGAGAAAGAGAUAAUUAUUAAAGAUAAAUUUAAGAAUUAGAAAUGAGAAUUAGAGAAUUGUAAACUGGUUCUAUAAGAAGUUCAUAAGAUGAGAAUUUAAGAAGAGAAAGAGAUAAUUAUUAUAGAUAAGUUUAAGAAUUAGAAUCAAGAAUUAGAGAAUUACAGGCCAGUUCUUUAAAAAAUUCACAAGAUGCGAACUUAAGAAGAGAAAGAGAUAAUUACUAUAGAUAAAUUUAGGAAUUAGAAUUGAGAAUCAAAGAAUUUUAAUCUCAACAAAAAUAAUAAUAAUAAUAAGUAAAAUAUAUUUAUGAUGAUUAAAAAAUAAGAGAAUUGGAAACAAAACUUUAAGAAUACCAAAGUAAAGUUUCAAUCUAUGAAACAAGAAUUAGAGAAUUUGAAACAAGAACAAAGGAAUAUGAAACUAGAAAUACUUAAUCUUUGAUAGAGAAAACUGUUGUAAUGACUGAUGAACCAAAAAUAAAAGAAUUAACUGAAAUUAUCUAAUAAAAAAACCAAAAAAUACUUGAAUUAGAGAUGAACCUAAAUUCUAAUUCAUUAAACGCAAGUUCAGUUAAUACAAACACAGUUUUAGUAAUUAAAGAAUAAGUAAGAACAAAGGAAAUAAAAAUUAGAGAAUUAGAAACUUAAAUAGAAACUCUCUAAUUAGAAAUAGAAAGAUUGCAAAAUCUUAAGAGAGAUUAAGAUGCAAGAAUUAAUAUCAUGAUUUAGAAAGUAACAUUGAAUUAUAAUUUAGAUCACUGAAUAUGAAUCUCAAAUCAAUAUUCUAUAAGAAGUUAAAUUAAGAUAAUCAAAAAGAUCCCCUUCUUAACAAUAACAAAUUACUACCUCAACGACUUUAAUAUAAUAACAAUAACCUAUUGUAUAAACAACAAGUUAUGUUUAAUAGAGUACAACUUCUAAAAUUUAUUAAUAAUCACAAUAAAAUCUAACAAACCCAACUCCCAUAUCUUAGAAUUAUUAAUAUCAACCAAUUUAAAAUAAUAGUACAACAACAACAAAACAUGUGAUCAUCACUAAUGAUGUUGAGAAGUAAUAUAUUGAUAAGUAUAUAUAAGAAAUUUGUAUCCUAAGGAAGAUAAUUUAUCUUCAUAAAUUGUUGAUAGAAUUGGAUCUAGAGAUUAUACGAAUUAUUAAGUCCCUUAAAUAAUUGUAUCGUAAUACAAACCCACAAAUUGAAU